GAGGACUCGUAGAAAAGGACCAUGCGAGACGCGGGCGAUCGUCUGGGAGGCGCGAGGCUUCGAGUAUCGACGCGGAUUCAAGCUUGUACGUACACAUUUGACAUUGUAGAGCGCUUUAAGGUCUAAAUGGUUACCUCGCGACGUAAAGGAGCUGCGUUAGCGAUAGGCUGGGAUCGAAAUGGAGCAGCUUCCUACCGAGACACGAAGGUCGUCGAAGAUCGGCCUGUUCUUCGUCGCAGCCACAGGCGGGAUCGCGACGGCGAUCAGCGUCGUGUGCUUCUCAUUUGUGAGCCCUGCGGUUCGCAAGGUAUGCCUGCCGUACGUGCCGGCCACGUGUCAGCAGAUGAAAAACGUUAUUCGAGCGUUGGACGGCCGCUCCGGCUCGCUGAUCGACCUCGGCAGCGGCGACGGACGUAUCGUCCUCGCGGCUGCGAAGCGCGGCUUUAAGGCCCGUGGCAUCGAGUUAAAUUCCUGGCUGGUGUGGUAUUCGAGGCUUCAGGCGCUGAUAAACGGCUUGCCGCGCGAGACCGCGGUGUUUCUCAAGCAGGAUUUGUGGAAACAUCAUCUGGGAAGCUACGACAACGUUGUUGUAUUUGGCGUAGAUCAAAUGAUGGAAGAUAUCGAAAGCAAGUUCAAUAGCGAAUUGCAGAAGGAUGCUCUUGUAAUCGCAUGUAGAUUUCCUCUUCCUAACACGCGUCCUGUUACGACGAUUGGACACGGAGUCGACACCGUUUGGGUUUACAAGAUACCUCCGAGCUGAAUUUGAGGUAUACAUUUAGAUUGAAUAAGUUACAGUAAGAAAUAUAAAAAUAAUUGUGUUGUUGUACAUUUAAUACUACGUGCGUUUACUGCAGUACAUAAGGUAUGUAACAUUAACGAUCUUUGUGCUCACAGAUAAGAAAAUAAAUCUAUCUGUCUUAGAUUAAUAUAUCGCGAGAAGUUAAAUAAAUUAUAUCAUUUAUUACGUAUACAAAAUAGCUUAAUACAUUACUUUCUAUUAUAUUGCCUUAAAUCUCAAUAUAUUUUUCAAACUUAUAAAUUUCUGUUAACAUAACAGACUACUCAAUGCAAUAAAGACUGCAUUUUGCGUC
Molecule: messenger RNA, 1091 nt
Organism: Vollenhovia emeryi
Lineage: Eukaryota; Metazoa; Arthropoda; Insecta; Hymenoptera; Formicidae
Product: protein FAM173B
Exons: 4
Coding region: 179-760 (193 amino acids)
Biological process (GO): peptidyl-lysine trimethylation; positive regulation of proton-transporting ATP synthase activity, rotational mechanism; regulation of mitochondrial ATP synthesis coupled proton transport
Cellular component (GO): mitochondrion
Molecular function (GO): protein-lysine N-methyltransferase activity
Source: RefSeq, a predicted model, not a curated record